AUGGCGACGUUCUUUGGAGAAAUAUUGCCCGUCUCAUCAAGAGCAGUGGAUGAUGACGAUGACGAUGAAGAUCUGGAACCUUUAGACUGUGAUUUAUGGAUGAGAUGGUCAGAAAAGGCCCAGACAGAUAUGAAGACAGCAGAUGAGGGGAAACUGCCGUGUGAUACACUAAUUGUGGCAAUAGGCCCAGCUGCUACAGGUUUUGUGAGGGCCUACAUCCUGCACCAAGAGUUUGAGUUGAUUGGUGGAAUUUUUGGUGGAAUGAAGGAGCAUGACUUUAACACAUUUCAACAGACAUCACCGACAGAUAAGACUUGUUACCUAUACAGGAGUACUCAGAAUCCACUGAUCAUGGUCUGUCAAUGUAAUGUUGACAUCACACCUGAACAAUCAUAUUCUUUUGUAACCAAGUUGUUUGCUGGGAUAUGUCUCAGUAAGACUUACAUUUCUAUACUGUGUUCAUGUUCCACCAGUGAUUAUAGAAGUGACAUUCCUAUUUUGGACAUGCAGCCUCCUUUCCUCCGAGCCUUAAAAUCAGUCAAGUUUGCUGGAACACCACUUUGUCCAUAUGUUGAACAGCCAAAUGUAAUUGCUGGUUUACCAGCCCAGUUGUUGAGUAGCUGUCAGAUCCAUGGAUACAGAGCUGUCCUCUACUGCUGUUACACAGAUACUAUCUAUCUAUCCUCUGCCAUGAUGAAGACUUUCCUACCUUUACUUAACUCAACACCAAUCAAAGAUGUAAUACAGAAAAAUCCACAUGCUGAAGACGAGUUAAAAAAGAUAGUGUCCCUUCAUACUAGUCAUAAUACUUUGUAUCUCUGAAUUAGUUUUGCUUGCGGGUCAACAUCACACAAGAGCUACUAAACACUGAUCAGAGGACACUGCACUGCAAUAUGAUGUCACCUAAGUGGUUACCUGUAAGGAGAGUAAAUAGACAUCAACGAUUUGUGAGGUGUUCCCUAUCGUCCUCACCAUCGGUUAUCAGAGUAUCUGCCUUUUAAAUCAGGAUGCUAACACUAGAUAAUUCUGGGCAAUGGUUGGACUCUAAAUUCCAAUGCUGUUAUGGACAAAUGUGUCCAUUCCAACAGAUUCCCUUGUGAAUGGAUGUACUGUUCAACCCCACAAACUGAAAAGGUCACUGAACAUAUUAAAUGGCAUACUCUCCCUACAAUGGAUUAAUGUAUAAUGUCUGUAAUGAAGCUAGAUCUCACAGAGGCUUCAAGGUAAAGGAACUCUGUAUUUAUUGAAAAAAUGUACAAAUAAACAUAUGAAUAUAUAGGAGCUGAGUAAGAAACAGCCUGCUUGUUUUACUUUCAUACCAAAGGUUGUCCAGAAUAUACGGUAACUGCCCAAUUAUUUCACAUAGAUCACCACACUUGUGUCUUUUGAUGAAUUUUGUCACACACUGUAGAAUUUUGUCCCUUUGAACAACAAUUUUAUAUAUAAAUCCAAGCAUUUCCUGUCACUUUGCCCAUAAACUCUGCAGUACAUAUAAACAUGUGAGGAAAAUAUUUGUGAAACGCCCCCUUUUUACACCUACAAUUUGUCAGCAAGUACGUCAGUGUCUGUGUAUGUUUUAUUACAUCACAUAUAAUCAUGUCAUUUAGUCACAGUGUAGUCAAUAAUUGUAAUAAAGCCCAAUGACCCUUUAUAGCCCCUCCCUUUGUACUAAGAGAAAUAACUUUUAACGUUAUUGAUAAAUG
This is a messenger RNA of Ylistrum balloti, 1703 nucleotides long. Its product is annotated as proteasome assembly chaperone 1-like. The transcript has 6 exons. The record is from RefSeq and is a predicted model, not a curated record. Bases 1 to 822 code for a protein of 273 amino acids. NCBI's taxonomy places the organism in Eukaryota, Metazoa, Mollusca, Bivalvia, Pectinida, Pectinidae. Gene Ontology annotation, biological process: proteasome core complex assembly. Gene Ontology annotation, cellular component: endoplasmic reticulum. Gene Ontology annotation, molecular function: proteasome binding.